UUAUGUAGUCUGUGACAAUAACUACAUUUUUUACAAACAUAAACAAUGAUAGUUUAAAGUUUUAUGAAAAAGUAAAAGAAAAACCGAUUACUGACUGCAGCAAAUACAUUUUAAUAAAUAAAUAAAUGUUAGAGAAAUGAAUAAAUAUCAAACUAAAAGUAAUUAUGAAAGUCCAUGUGAUUCUGAUAACGAUUGGACUAAUUCAUCCAAUGGUUCUAAAUAUUCCGACUCUGAAAGUUCUGUACCAGAAUGGGAUUCUGAUGUAUGUGAAGAUGGUGAGCUAGUUUAUAUAAAAACUAAAUUAAACAACACUGCAGAGGAGACAAAUGCUCCAUUGUUAGAAAACUGUGAAGCAUUCAAAUUGAGAAACAAUUUUAGGAGAUCAUCCACAAGACGAUCCACAAAGGGUAGAAUAUUUAAGGUUCUAAAAGCACGUAAAAGUAAAAAUGUGGAUAAUUCUAGUAAAAAAAAACAAGUUACUCUACAAUCUGAUUCUGUAAAAAGAUUAGAAGAUGAUAAAACUGUAGUUAUUCAGGUCAGCAGAAACAUGAUAUUUAAUAGUGAAAAGAAUUGCCAAAUAGAGAAAUUAUUUGGGUUAAGUUUAGCUACACAUCCUGAUGGGAAAACAUUAAUAGUAGAAGAUCUUUUGGUAGAAGCAUAUGCUAUUUAUACUCCAAGAGUAAAAAAAGGAUAUUAUUUACAGAAAGUAAAUGGAAUUGAAGUAAACCUAUAUAAUAUCAAUAAUGUUCUACAAAGAAUUACUGAAGAUCCAUAUAACCCAAAAUUAACAUUUGUAGUACCUAAGGGAGAUAUAAAUGUAGAUAUGAUUCGGUUGUUGACCACUAAAAAUAUAGACAAUUCCACUAUACAGCUACUAAGAGAUUUUAUGUGUUCUGUUUUAUACAUUUGUUGUAAUGAUAUAGAAAGUCAUAAUAAUGAUGAUAAGGGUGUACUUUAUUGUUACCCGAGGCCUUACAAUCAAAAUUUUUUAUAUAACACUAGAGGUGCUUAUGUUACUCUUUGCCAUCUCGCUUCUAAGUCUUUAGGUACAAGUGAACCAACAACUUCUACAGUUCUACAUAAUGAUACCCUCAUAAAUGUUGUAUACACUACACACUAUAAUGAUUUGUUAUUGAUUGCAUUUCCCAACAAGCACUUAGAUUUAUUUGCAGCAAAAAGAGUGGUAACUUACAUAAUUGGAAUGUUAGAAUUUUUAUAUGGUUCAUUGAAGUUGUGUUUUACAAAGCCCAAUAAUGUUGAUAAGUUAGAUGGCAUAUUCUGUCGAAUAUUUGUGUCAUUUUUGUUUACUAAUAAUAAACAAGAUAUAGCUGAUAAUGUUGAUGCUAGUACAGGUAGAAUUGAAGAUUUAUUGGGGGCACAUGCAGUAACAUUGCCUUUAGAUGUAAGAGUGCAAAUUGACGACGCAAUUACAGAACUGGAAGCAGCGGAUUAUCGUGAAUGGACUGAUGAUGUAGAACAUUUUCAAAGGCUAUAUACUGUGAUUGGAUCAUGUCUGUAUUACUCGGAACACUUGUUAAGUUCUCACCUGCAAGAUGAAGACUUGAAAGAAAUAAAUGCAUUCCUAAAAUUAAAUGGUAUCUUGAAAUUAAGCGUUGACAAGGAACUGGAGAAGCUGGUCAUAUGGAAGGAAGUUUUUGUCAAUGAACAUAGAAAAGUUAAAAGUGACAACAAUGAAUUAAGAAUUCCAGAUGGACGCUGGUUUCUACUUGUUGUAGGUAAAGGACACUUUAUACUGGCUACAUUGAUGGAAGCAGGCGGAUGUACAGAAGAUGCCGUCGGCGUCACACCUCCAUCCCCAUUUUACGUGGAAGAAUGCGAAAGUUGCUUAGCACUAUUGUACGAGGUUGGGCUCGACAAGUAUUUAUCGUUAUGGUUAUCGACUAACACACAACCACAGUUAGAAACAUCACCAGAAUACCUCACGAAGCAUGGAAGGAAAAUUCGGGACAUAAAUUCUGUAAAGUCCGAGGUUGUAUUAAAAUCUUCAGUAAAACUUCCGAAGUCGAUUCAGAGUGAUGUUAAAAAGCGACACAAUUCAACCGACCAAAUUAAUGUGGCUUCAAACAGUUCUGACACGAAUGUGAGCAAUUAUGGCAGCCAUAACAAUUUAUAUGCACAAUGGUACAACGUCAACCAGAAACAAUAUAGACAUUCCAGUAAUUUAGAUAUCAGUUAUUCCGAGGAUUCUAACAGUUUGAAGAGCAAUAGCGAAAUAAGCGAUGACCGCGUUCAGGGCAGGAGAGCGGACAGAGAACAAAAAAAUCGUCGUGAGUCUUCUGGUUCUGAUUCAGAUUGGGAUAAACAGGAAGUAAAUAGAGUGAGCAGCAGUAUCGAUAUGUCGGAUAUAAGAAAGUCACUACUGAAUGAAAUUGAUCGAGUCACCACACAUAGGAUAACAACGGGCGAUGACAACGUAUUAUUUCAUUUCAUACAAUUCGAAUCGGCUAAAGGUAUACUAAUUGCGCCUGUAAAGAAUAUUGAAGUUCAGGCUAACAAUCUGUUGUAUACAUACAUCAUUAAAACUUUCAGAACUGCCUGCAAAAGGAUACAUGACUUAUUACAAAAUAAUAUCAGGUUUAAAGCAAACCAGACACCGACAAAUCCUCUUAAUAAAAUACUCAUAGCUGUGAAAGAAUAUGGAAUGUUGUUUCAAGUUCCGCAGCAAUUACUGAAUCGGUGUGUUAUUAACAAGAAAAAUUCUGAAAUUUUCCAGUUUUGGGUUGUUGGACGCGUAUUCAGCGAACCAGAACCGAAGGAGCUAUACUUAUGUUAUCACGAAUCUAUACCACAGGAUCUUACUGAAGUUGCCUAUUUGCUCUCGUAUCUAGAGUGAAUAUAGAGUUUUAUGAUUGUUAUCUCAGAGAAACAUUGCCAAUUUUCGACGUCAUGGUUAACGUGUGGAUCUCAAAUUUCAGUCGUAUACUUGGAUUCAAGAAGGCAGGGGGAGCCUUCCGCCGUUGCUCAUAUUGCGUUUUUGCUUUAUCAUAGGAGUUUCCUUCACCGGGAAUUAUUCGGAAAUAUAAAUUGACUCACAAAGUUUUUUUUCUGUCGGCGAAUUUUAAUUCACGGCGUUUUGGGUGAGAGUUGAGAUCAAUAACAAUUAGGCCCUGAAACGUUCAAUUUUUAUGUCUUCUUAAAUAUUUUUUAUAUACAAGUAAAUCACUUACUGAUACUGACACUGAAAAAUGUAAUAAAUGAAGACUUACUUUUUAGUACUAUUUUAAAAAUGUACAUACCUAUUUUAAUAUUUAAUAAGCUUUAAUAAUUUCCGUCCAAACAUUCUUAUUUAUAAGGACUGUUACGAUAUUAUAUAUUUAUAUUGAUAUUUACAUACAUUAUGAAA
Achroia grisella is the source of this 3364-nucleotide messenger RNA. RefSeq names its product protein inturned (gene in). Gene Ontology annotation, biological process: vesicle-mediated transport; cilium assembly; nervous system development. The record is from RefSeq and is a predicted model, not a curated record. NCBI's taxonomy places the organism in Eukaryota, Metazoa, Arthropoda, Insecta, Lepidoptera, Pyralidae. Bases 137 to 2854 code for a protein of 905 amino acids. Gene Ontology annotation, cellular component: cilium; cytoplasm. The transcript has 13 exons.